Molecule: messenger RNA, 3366 nt
Organism: Acanthoscelides obtectus
Lineage: Eukaryota; Metazoa; Arthropoda; Insecta; Coleoptera; Chrysomelidae
Source: the annotation of a GenBank genome assembly
AAACUACAUCUAUGCUUUGCUUUCUAAGGUUGAUCCUGAUCUUCAUAACUUUAUGGACAGGUAAUAAUGGGUGUGAAAUUGAUAAACAAAAUUUUGGAUCUGGAAUCCUGAGUCACUGAAUCCAAAUAUGAGAAUCAAAAAAGUCGGGUGUGUCCCAGUGCUAUCUGAAUCUUGGCACCUGUCUUACCCAAAAAUAAGAUCUCAUCCCAAUCUCAAUCUUCCUAACAUUUUUGCUAAAAACGAAUACAAUCACCAAUUUUUGCAUAUUUAAAUCCUUUAUUCACAAGUGAGUUACACUGAGUGACAAAAAAAGGUAAACACCUAUGUAGGUUUAUCUGAUUUUAGACAUAUAUGUUCAGUGUCCCUUAAGAGUAAAAUGAUUAAAUUUUCAGCUUGAUUCAACUGACUGCAGAAGCUAGUUCAAUAAUGUGUUGAGGGCCCACGAUUUCUUAUACACUCAUUGACACGUCUGGACAUCAUGCUGAUAAGGUGGUCGAUAUCCUGUUGGAGUAUCUGAUUCCAGGCUACUGCAACAUCGUGAGUAAGAGCUGCUAAGAUCUGUGGAGGGUGUUGCAAAUUCAAGAGCCUGGGACCUAUCAUGUCCCAGACAUGUUCAGUUGGAGAUAAGUCAGGCGAUCGUUGUGGCCAAGGCAAACGGUUGAUGCGAUGUUGAUCCAUGAAGGCUAAUGAUGCUCUGGCAACAUGCGGUCUGGCAUUGUCUUGCUGAAGAAUCGGGUUUUGGAUGGUGUUUAGGUAUGGAAUAAGAUGAGUCUCCACUACUUCCUGAAUAUAGCGUCGGGCUGUCAUAUUGCCUCUGAUGAAAAUUAGUGAUCUGCUACCAUAAGCAAUAGCACCCCAUACCAUAACUCCCACGGUGUCGUGAACGUGACGACCUCUGUCAAAUUGUGGGUCACGUCUUUCACCUCGUCGCCUUCUCACACUUGCCCGACCAUCGUGCAUUCUCAGACCACCUGAUUCCAUUCCCAGUCCCAUAGAAUUCUUUUUCUAUACCAUAGCAAACGGUUACGCCAAACUGUCUUAUUCGGCGAUAUACCGUACGCAUACCAACCAUCCUUCCAUGCUCUUCAAACCACUGAUUAGCGAUGGCUCGAGUACUUCUGAAUCUGUCUCUCAGAGACAGAAGUCUUAAUCGGCGGUCUUGUCGCUCUGUGGUCCCUCUGGGACGUCCAGAACCCCUCGCUCGCUGUCCUCGGCCUUGCUCGUUCACACUGCAGUAUUCUGCGUAAGGAUCUGUUGGCCCUCCUAGAAACUUCUCUCAUUUAGCUUGGACACCCGGCGAAUUCUAUGCACUCUAGGCAUUUUGAGCAAUCACAAAAAGCCUUUUCAAUAAGCUACACAAAAUUUAAUCUUUAAGUGACACCGUAAAUGUACGAAAACUGAAUGCUUCUUUAUCACCAAACAAUACACGCAGCCACUACAAAAACUUAACAGGAAAACCUAACCAUUUUAUCACUUGUUGUUCAGGGCAAGAUAAAUCGAUAUGUAAAAAAUUAUUGAAUUCUAAUAAACAUACUUAGGUGUUUUUUUGUCACUCAGUAUAUAUUUUAUUGUCCUACUGAUUUACUAUUAAUUUUGUUCAGUGCCUCAGUAGGAACAAUGUUCGCUCUACCCUGGUACUUGACAUGGUUUGGCCAUUCAUUGAAUCAAUAUAGAGAUGUAGUGAGAUUGUAUGACUACUUUCUGGCAUCCCCACCAUUGAUGCCCCUUUACGUGGCUGCAUCACUGGUAGUACAGCGACGGAACGAAGUAUUUGCUGAAGGAUGUGAUAUGGCCAGCAUACACUGUCUACUUUCCCAAAUUCCGGACGAUCUUGAUUUUGAAGAUAUUUUGGAACGAGCAGCAGCAUAUUACAAACGAUACCCACCUGAAAAGCUGGAGCAUCUUGCGAAGAAACGCGUCCGUAAAGAACUUGAACAACGACAGCGUGAUGAGCAGAUAAUGAAGAACCGAUUGAACAGAAGCAAGAGUUUGUGGGUCAGGAUAAAUCGGAAUGUACCAAAAUGGUUGUUGUUUAACUGCCGAGGAAGAUAUGGCUUAUUGUUUGCUACAGCAACCGUUCUCUUUGGGUAUUUUUAUUUCGUCAAAAUAUCGGAAGAAAAAUUCUCAUUCAUGAGGUAGGAACUUGAUAUAACUUUUCUAGUUAACUUAUUAUCAACAUCUUGUAAGUGCCAACUGAGUGAUGAGAACAAUCUAUCGCAUCGACAAUUAUUUUACUAGAGAUCAUUUUCCAAAUAAAAAAUUAAAGAUGAUUUGUGGACUGAAGAAUGUUGGUCGUUCUAUUAACUCUCUUUCUGAGAAUAUAGUUGAAAUAUAAAAUAUGCAUAUUUAUCAUGGUUUUGUGAUUUUUUUAAAUAUCAUCCCUCCUAGGAAAAUUUGCUGCAAUACGUUCUUCAAACAAUUUUGAGGAUUCAUACACUUUUACAAUAUACAUAAACUUUUCUUUCUGAUUUCUAAUCGCUCCCCCUCUCUCAGAAGGAUGGCAGCGAGUUUCACUAAUACCCGUUUUACAUCAACAAUUUCUUCACGAAUUUGUUGUCAAUGUAAAAUGGGUAUAAAGAAAAAAUUGCGAACUUCAUAACAUGCAACAAAAAUUCAUAUUGAACAUAUUUUUUGAACGCGCUGCUUUUCUACAUUUUUUCCAGAAAUGAUUUUUUCAAAUAUAACCUGCAUUCUUUUCAGCAUGUUUAAUACUUGACAUUUGCUGCUGUCAGGACCAAUGAAAUACAUGACCCAUAAAAAAUUUUAUACGAUAUUCUAAAUAUUUAUUUUUGUAUUAUAAAAUUGUAAUAUAUUUAUAUAUGGUGAACUUUUUAACCCAUAGGAAACUUAUCUCUGCAUGUUUUGUGUAAUCUUAAGUUAUUUCUAUACUUUGUAACUUGUUAGAUCUGCAGGGAUGCUAAACUAUCAGUAAAAUUAAUUUUCUCAAAAUACAGGAGUGGUCAAGAAGGUCUGGGAGGAUUAGAAACAUAACCAAAGGAUUGGGAUCACAAUCCAUUAUUAUUAUACUACGUUGUUUGCUACUUUUUCAGUUUAAUUUGAUGCCAAUGCUUGUUCUUAUGGUGUUAAUAAUAAAAAAACUGAAUAUAGACUGUAAAACUGUUUUGUUGGGUUAAAAAUUUUACUUUAAUGGAUAGGUGUUAUUCUUGUAUGUGCAAUACCAAAAUAAGCGCUUUAAACAAAGGUGAAAGUAUUCUUUUUACAAUUUUCAUUCAAUUUUUUAUAUGGUUUUGUAUCUUUAAUUUAUUGCAAUAAUUUACGUUGGAGUACCUCUAUUUAUUAUGUACAAAAAUACUAGUUGAAUGAUGUAAUUCACGUUGUUGCAUAGUAAACGAUUGAUUAUUUCCC